GCGACACAGGCAGAUCAGGAAGUCCCGGCAUUCUGAACAGCCCCAGAGGCAGCCUCCACAACUCCAGCUGCUACAGGAACUGUGAGCUGUGGUGGUAGAGCUAGCUACAGCAAUCGCAGUCUUGGUGGAGCUGGCGGAAGCCUUUUCUCUUUUUUACUACUGUAGAGGCUUCAUUCACUGGUUUUCUGUGGGUUGAUACGGAGAAUCAUCACAAUUGUGCCUGGUAUGGACUUGUUGUCUGGAACAUAUAUAUUUGCAGUUCUUCUAGCAUGUGUCGUGUUUCAGUCUGGCGCCCAGGAGAAAAACUACACAGUCCGAGAAGAAAUGCCAGAAAAUGUUCUUAUAGGCGACUUGAUGAAAGACCUCAACUUGUCACUGAUCCCAGACAAGUCCUUAACAUCUUCCAUGCAGUUUAAGCUAGUGUAUAAGACAGGAGAUGUGCCACUGAUUCGAAUUGAAGAAAGUACUGGUGAGAUCUUCACUGCUGGAUCUCGCAUUGAUUGUGAGAAAUUAUGUGCUGGUAUCUUGGUGGAAACCCGUUGCUUUUAUGAAGUGGAGGUUGCCGUUUUGCCAGAUGAAAUAUUUAGACUUAUUAAGGUACGUUUUCUGAUAGAAGACAUAAAUGAUAAUGCACCAUUAUUUCCAGCAACAGUUAUCAACAUAUCAAUUCCGGAGAACUCAGCUAUAAACUCUCGAUAUGCUCUCCCAGCAGCCAUUGAUCCUGAUACAGGAAUAAAUGGAGUUCAAAACUACAAACUAAUUAAGGGUCAAAGUACUUUUGGGCUUAAUGUCAUUGAAACACCAGAAGGAGACAAGAUGCCACAGCUGAUUGUUCAAAAGGAGUUAGACAGGGAAGAAAAGGAUACAUAUGUAAUGAAAGUAAAGGUUGAAGAUGGUGGCUUUCCUCAAAGAUCCAGUACUGCUAUUUUGCAAAUAAGUGUUGCUGACACAAAUGACAACUGUCCAGUCUUCAAAGAGGAUGAGAUUGAAGUCAAUAUACCAGAAAAUGCUCCUGUAGGUACUUCAGUGACACAGCUUCAUGCCACAGAUGCCGACAUAGGUGAAAAUGCCAAGAUUCAAUUCUAUUUCAGCAACCUAGUCUCCAACAUCGCUAAGAGGCUAUUUCACCUCAACACCACCACUGGACUUAUCACAAUCCAAGAACCACUGGAUAGGGAGGCAUCACCAAACCACAAGUUACUGAUUUUGGCAAGUGAUGGUGGAUUGAUACCAGCAAAAGCAAUGGUUCUAGUAAAUGUUACAGAUAUCAAUGAUAAUGCUCCAUCAAUUGACAUAAGAUACAUCAUUAAUCCAAUCAAUGGCACUGUGGUUCUUUCAGAAAAUGCUCCACUCAACACCAAAAUUGCUCUCAUAACCGUGACAGAUAAAGAUGCUGACCAUAAUGGCAUGGUGACAUGCUUCACAGAUCAUGAAGUCCCUUUCAGAUUAAGGCCAGUAUUCAGUAAUCAGUUUCUCCUGGAGACUGCUGCAUAUCUUGACUAUGAGUCCACAAGAGAAUAUGCAAUUAAAUUACUAGCUGCAGAUGUUGGCAAACCUCCUCUGAAUCAAUCAUCCGUGCUCCUUGUUAAAGUGAAAGAUGAAAAUGACAAUGCUCCUGUUUUCACCCAGCCUCUCAUAAGUCUUUCUCUUCUUGAGAAUAACUCUCCUGGCACCAAGUUGACAGAAAUAAGUGCAAUGGAUGCAGACAGUGGACAUAAUGCGGAGAUAAAUUAUCUGCUAGGUGUUGAUGCUCCAUCUGAAUUCAACCUGGAUCAUCAUACAGGCAUUCUGACUGUAGUGAAGAAACUGGAUAGAGAGAAACAGGAAAAGUAUUCCUUCACAGUUCUGGCAAAAGAUAAGGGGAUGCCAUCCUUAAUAACCAAUGCCACAGUCUCAGUAACCAUUUUUGAUCAGAAUGACAACAGUCCAAUUUUUACUCACAAUGAGUACAACUUCUAUGUCCCAGAAAACCUUCCAAGACAUGGCACAGUAGGACUAAUCACUGUAACUGAUCCAGAUUAUGGAGAAAAUUCUGCAGUCACUCUCUACAUUUUAGAUUUGAAUGAUGAAUUCACCAUUGAUCCACAGACUGGUGUCAUCCAACCAAAUAUCUCAUUUGACAGAGAAAAACAAGAACGUUAUACUUUCUAUGUAAAGGCUGAGGAUGGUGGUAAGAUAUCACAUUCUUCAACUGCCAAAGUGACCAUAAAUGUGGUUGAUGUCAAUGACAACAAACCAGUUUUCAUUGUCCCUUCUUCCAACAACUCCUAUGAAUUGGUUCUACCAUCCACUAAUCCAGGCACAGUGGUCUUUACAGUAUUUGCUGUUGACAAUGACACUGGCAUGAAUGCAGAGCUUCAUUACAGCAUUGUAGGGGGAAACACAAAAAGUCUGUUUAUAAUUGACCAAACAACAGGCAACAUCACACUGAAGGAUAAAUGUGUUGUUACAGACCUUGGAUUACACAGACUGAUAAUUAAAGCUAAGGACUUAGGACAACCUGAAUCUCUCUUCAAUGUUGUAAUUGUUAAUCUAUUUGUGAAUGAGUCAGUGACCAAUGCUACUUGGAUUCAUGAAUUGGUGUACAAAAACAUUGAAGUACCAGUGGCCCCAAAGAUUGGGACAACUGAUGCAUCCUCAUCAACCAGUGACUAUGUCAAGAUCAUGGUUGCUAUUAUUGCUGGCACCAUAACUGUUAUCCUUGUUAUUUUCAUUACUGCUAUAGUAAGAUGCCGCCAAUCACCACACCUUAAGGCUGCUCAGAAAAACAAGCAAAAUUCUGAAUGGGUUACUCCAAACCCAGAAAACAGGCAGAUGAUAAUGAUGGUGAUGAAGAAGAAGAAAAAGAAGAAAAAAAGGAAGAAAAAGAAAAAGCAUACCCCUAAGAACUUAUUGCUUAACUUUGUCACUAUUGAAGAAACUAAGGCAAAUGAUGCUGACAAUGAUGGAAACACUGUCACACUAGAUAUUCCCAUUGAGCUGGAAGAACAAACCAUGUGCAAGUACAACUGGGGCACUAUACCUACUACCUUCAAGCCUGACAGCCCUGAUUUGGCCAGGCACUACAAGUCGGCCUCUCCACAGCCUGCCUUCCAGAUCCAGGCUGAAACUCCCCUGAAUUCAAAACACCACAUCAUCCAGGAACUGUCUCUUGAUAACACCUUUGUGGCCUGUGAUUUCAUCUCCAAGUGUUCCUCCAGCAGUUCUGAUCCUUACAGUGUUUCUGAGUGGAGCUAUUCAGCGACAACUUUCAAAACUCCUGUGUCUGUACACACAAGACUGGCAAUGAAGGAGGCUGUGGGAUCUCACACUCCCAUGAAAGAAUCAACAACUGUGGAGAUCUGGAUUCAUCCCCAACCACAGUGGAACUCUGAGGGGAAAACAGCAGGGAAGAGAGGGGGAAUGCAGAGAGAGCAUCCCAAGCAGGCUCCAAGCCCAGCAUGGAACCUGACACAGGGUUUGAUCCACAACCCUGAGAUCCUGACCUGAGCCAAAAUCAAGAGUUGGACCCUUAAUCGACUAAGCCACCCAGGC
Messenger RNA from Nyctereutes procyonoides (raccoon dog), 3534 nucleotides. RefSeq names its product protocadherin 11 X-linked (gene PCDH11X). The record is from RefSeq and is a predicted model, not a curated record. Gene Ontology annotation, cellular component: plasma membrane. Gene Ontology annotation, molecular function: calcium ion binding. Gene Ontology annotation, biological process: homophilic cell-cell adhesion. The transcript is spliced from 6 exons. Lineage: Eukaryota; Metazoa; Chordata; Mammalia; Carnivora; Canidae. The coding region runs from base 226 to 3489 and encodes 1087 amino acids.